GAGGAUUCCUUGUAUGGUUUGAGGAAACUGAGGCUCUUGCCCAAAGACAAGAGGGUCGGCACGACCGUGAACAUGCAGUGCUUUCUCCAAGGACUUGUUUUUCUCCUCCUCGGUGUCUUGUCGAGUGCUCAAGACAGCAAUCUGCUCCGCCUGGUGAAUGGGGGCAGUCGAUGCGCGGGCAGAGUGGAGAUCCUUCACCAAGGCUCCUGGGGCACCGUCUGUGAUGACUACUGGGACUUGAACGAUGUGAAUGUGGUGUGCAGGCAGCUGGGCUGUGGAGAAGGCCUAGAAGCCAAGGUGUUAGCUCACUUUGGGGCAGGAUCAGGACGCAUCUGGCUGGAUGACGUGAACUGCACGGGAAAGGAGUCCCACUUAUGGAAGUGCACUUCCCCGGGCUGGGGGCAGCACAGUUGCAAUCAUAAAGAGGAUGCAGGAGUCAUAUGCUCAGGUAUGGUCUGUGCGUUAAUCACUGAUUGAGAGAUUGGAAAGAUCCAAGGAAGCUGGUGUCUGAUCAUGGGCCAAUAGGAGAUGGAUGGGCUAGAGAGGUCUGAGACAUCUACCCAUCCUCCCUGAGUGCACAGAGUAAUGGGCUUCAUUUGCUUUCCUCUUCUGCGUUUCUGCUAUUCUUUUCUUCUCCAGUGGUCUUACCUGACAGAGUUUAAUCUAUUAUCCCAAUUAAAAUUAAUCUUCAGGAGUUCCUGUCGUGGCGC
Molecule: messenger RNA, 710 nt
Organism: Sus scrofa (pig)
Lineage: Eukaryota; Metazoa; Chordata; Mammalia; Artiodactyla; Suidae
Source: RefSeq, a predicted model, not a curated record